Molecule: messenger RNA, 945 nt
Organism: Microthlaspi erraticum
Lineage: Eukaryota; Viridiplantae; Streptophyta; Magnoliopsida; Brassicales; Brassicaceae
Source: the annotation of a GenBank genome assembly
AUGAUCGGAGAUGUCUCCCCGCCGGUAGCUUCAAUCCCAGAAUUUGAAGGAAAUGCGGAAGUGAGGAAGCAGAAGAAUCUGCUCCCGCCAUUGUCAGUUGUGGCGUCUCAUUUUGGCACAAGCGGAUUGUCCGUCGCAUUGGCCACCGGCGUGACUCAUCCUCUCGAUGUACUGAAAGUAAGAUUGCAGAUGCAGCAUGUUGGCCAUAAAGGGCCUUUAAUAGGAAUGACUGGAAUCUUUGUUCAACUGAUGAAGAAGGAAGGGCCUAGGUCUUUAUACUUGGGAUUGACUCCUGCUCUCACUAGAUCAGUACUUUACGGAGGUCUCAGAUUAGGACUAUACGAACCCACCAAGGUUUCUUUCGAUUGGGCAUUUGGUUCUACCAAUGUCUUGGUCAAGAUCGCAUCAGGCGCAAUCGCUGGAGCGUUUUCCACAGCACUAACCAACCCGGUUGAAGUUGUGAAGGUAAGGUUGCAGAUGAAUCCAAACGCAGUCCCCAUUGCAGAAGUGCGGGAGAUAGUCUCUAAAGAAGGCGUAGGAGCUUUAUGGAAAGGAGUUGGUCCUGCCAUGGUUAGAGCUGCAGCACUAACCGCCUCACAGCUUGCAACAUAUGAUGAAACCAAACGGAUUCUAGUAGAACGAACUUCUUUGGAAGAAGGAAUUCAUCUUCAUUUGUGCUCAAGUGUGGUUGCAGGUGUAGUAAGCACGAUGAUAACCGCACCUAUGGACAUGAUUAAAACCCGUUUGAUGUUGCAAGGAGAUUCCGAAAGCUCCAAAAUCUACAGAAACGGGUUUCAUUGUGGUUUUAAGGUUGUUCACAAAGAAGGACCGCUUGCACUUUACAAAGGAGGCUUUGCGAUUUUCGCACGGCUCGGACCACAAACGAUGAUCACGUUCGUACUUUGCGAGAAGCUAAGAUCACUAGCUGGACUUCACAAAAUGUAG